AUGAGUUAUCCAAAUGAAGAUCGACAUGAACGUGAUGUUGUUGGCGGCCAGUCUCGGAAUCCUUCCCAAGACGGAGAAAAACACGACAAAUCUAAAGUUUUGAACGCCAAUCCAGGAGGUAUUCUGCUUUUUCGUCCUUCCUGUGUUGUGUGGUUUUUUUUAAUGUCUUAUAGCUGGAGAAUUGCUGUCAAAUUUAAUCGUUUCAGCGAAUAUGUAGUUGUCAUGAAAUCGAACAGACUCCAUUAAUACCUUUUUAACCAUGUGUGAAAUUUGUAAUAAGAUUUGAUAUGGUCGAAUUCUCUAAUUGUUCAAGAUCCUCUUCGGCAUUUAAACAUCCCCUUCGAUUUUGAGCAUGCCUGUGUGUUUAUGUGGUAUUCAUGGUUUUAUCUAAGAACAAUUUCCUGUAACCCUUGAUGUAUUAGUCAUGCAAUAGUUAACGGUACAUUUGUUAGUAAGUAUCGCUCAAUAAUUUCCACAAUCAAACCGACACAUACAUGUGGCUCCUUAGGUAAAAUAUGUCUGCAUUUAUCACUUGAAUGCCGAUUAGAAUAUAUCUCCUCCAUAUUCUAGAAAUUGAAAUGAACAGUGUUAAGCAAUUAUCAGUCCACUUUAUCAAAUUCGUGUUCCUGUAACGUGACGAACUGUUUUAUUUCCUUGCCUUUUAAUCUUAAUAUUUCAAUCUAAACGUUUAUUAACUGGUCACUGCAUAAAUAUUUAGAAUUAAAUAAUUAUUUUGGAAGCAUUAAAAUGUUGCCAAGGUGGUUGUUUUUUUUAAUUUAUGAAUGUUGUUCAAAUCAAUCGCAUAUUCUAGGUGAUUUUGAACCUCUCCUCCCAAAACAUGAGAAUUAAUUCUACUAACUGAUGAUAAUACAAAUAUUUGCUGUCUAUUCCCUGAGAAUGUGGUGUACAUCAAAAGUGCAUGCUUCCUUAAUAUUAAUUUUAUGAAUCACUAUUCCCUGUCUUUAGAUGUAUCAUUUACCAUUUUAUCACCCCUUGGGAGUCAAAGGUUUAAUACUUUUACCCUCCAUCAUGACCAAUGAGUUAUUUCUCAUUACAGUAACAAUUCAUUUUCAAGCAGAAGAGUGAUAAGAAAAUAAGAAAAUUAUCUCCAGAGGGUGUUGAUAUUCUUAGAGCUAAAACUGUAAGAACUGUGUGGCACCUAUCCAUAAUGGUUCACUGGGACAGAGUCCCCUGAAGCUCCUGGUGGGCAGAGGCACUGUGAGAGGAAGGGGUCUUUCUUAAGAGCCUUUCUUUAUGGUUUGAACUUAUGGUAUUUUUUAAACUGAAUUCUGCCAACUCAGCUAAAAGGACACUGCAUUUUCACAUAUUAUUUUGGGCAAUACAUGCUCUUAAAGAUAAUUGCUGGUUAUGCAUGACGCACCACCAUUUUUAAGGUGUCAAGGACACCCAUCCCACUGUAAGGUUAAUAUUUCCUUUAAAUGAUAUCCUUUUCAGAACCUUUUUUGCAUUAUGCAUUAAUCUAAUGCUGGACAUUCUUUUUUUGAAUUAAGUCCCAAUGGCAGGCCCAGAGAGUGGAACUUAUCAUAGAGCGCAUGUUGAUCAAGCAAGUAUCAAGGUUUGCUGGAAGGAGUUAAUGAAUCCUUUGUUAAAGUAACAGUUUCAAUUGUUAUCAGCCUCUCCUAUUUAUUAUAGUAGGCCUUCAGACAGGGCCAUUCUACCUCUAAAAUUUUGUGACAAACAGAUUUGUGGAAAACUUUUUUGUAGCUUACAGCUCUUUUGCUGCACGUCUGUGUUAUUGGCAGAGUUUCCAGAACUGAGUGACAUUCAAACCCUCACAGAGGACUUUGAGUUUUUCUCUGUCUCUUGGAUUUCAUAAAUGAUAGAUAUCUAUUUUUAUUAACCAACUGCACAAAGUAGAGUGCAAAUAUCCAGUACUAUUGAACAGUUAUUUGGACAGCCAGUUAUUUUGUACUGUAAAAAACCUGUUAAAUCAAUUGGCUAUGCAUACUACACUUCUCCAUCCACCUUGCUUUUCCCACCUUAUGAGAAAUGAGCUGAAAGACUCAAAAAAGAAAGAAAAAAAAAAGCAGUUGGAUAAUGAAUAACUUAUUAGAUGUUUUGGUGUGUAGUAUCACUGAGUAUUUUUACCUGUUGUUUGUAUUUUGACAAGCCCAUAGGGCUCGUCAAAUUACAGCACAACUUGGAAAAAUACUAAGCAAUACUAAACACCAAAACAUCCAAUAAGACAUAAUUACUUAUGUGCAGACUGUCUUUCUUUAUUUUUAAAAUUUUUUUUCUUAUAGAUGGGAAAACCUCUUCAGAAUCGCCCAAUAGCUCCAGCUUCAGGCUCUAUUGGAAUGAUCCCUAGUCACCUUGCACCUGGUCUUGUUGCUGGCACCAUGCAAGGAUUUAAUGCUGGCCAUCCUUUGAUUGCUUCAAUGAUGAGGAUGCCUCAGCCUGCCUUCUCACAUGUCCCUGUAGGAGCUGCUGCAGGGGCACUUGCUGGGGUAACACCCAGGAAUACUUCUUUACGUACCCCAACAAUGCCAGCUGCUGUGAAACCUAUGGGACACACCAGUCAAACUCAUAACAGUGGUCAGUCACAGGCUCCCAUAACAACAGGCACCUCUUGUCCUUCAUCCCCUGGCCCAUCUUCUUCUUCUCAUCUUGCUACUGUCGCAGUCUCUUCAUCUUUGCAUCAGCCUGUAGCAGACCACAAGUCAAGUGAAAUGCGAGAGGCAAGACCAGGUUUGAUGACUGAUUUGGCAAGAAGAGGUGCAUCACCCACAGUUCAGGCAGUGGCACCAGCCCAUCCACCAGCUUCUACCAGUAACAAAGUCAUCUCUAUUGUACCAUCAGCACCUCUCUCACAGAGUCAUCAAGUACCAAAACAGUCUGUUCCCACAGUGUCAUCACACCAUCCCAUUUCCGCACAUGGUAGUGGACCAGUUACAGGUACAGGGACAUCUGUCAGUAGCACCAUUUCUCACAUGCCAUCAGCUGCUGUUGGCAUGUCUGGUCAUUCUCAAACGUCAAAAAUAGUCUCGUCAAACACAGUCAGUGUGACACCAGCUGUGCUGACAACAACAGCAAGAAUCUAUACUCCACCUCACAUUGCAUUCACGGCUCCAAGGCAGCCACCUAUCUCAAGCUUGGAAUCCACUGCGGUAUGUACAGCAUUUCACUCAAGGCAGUAGGUUGUUGAAAGAAUGGCAAUAUUAAUACAUACAUGCCUUGCUUCUUGGGGAGCCAGUUAGUAUAAUAUACUAUUAUGAAUACCUUGUAAAUGUUAUGUAAUUUCAGGCCCUCACCAGAUUAAGCUAGCUAAAGGAAAUAUGCCUAAAUGUAAUUUAGAUGAGGUUAAUUGAGAGGGUGAUAUGUGAUCUGCAUGUACUUGAACAUUGGGAAAGUACUAAGGGGAAGGCCUUAGGCUUUCCUUGUGUACAUUGCAUUCUACAUUUACUGUUCUGCUUGUCUUGUCAAGUCUUUCAGGCUGAUAAUUCCAGAUCAUUUGCAGCUUUCUCCAAGCAAAUCUUUGAUUACUCUUUACCCAACCUGCUUAUAUGGGUUGGCUCGUUAUGUAUAUGUAUGUGUCCACCAAAAUCCCUUGACUUGUUUCGGUGCCAGCUUUAAAAUGGUUUUUCUGCCAUUACAGUUUCCAUGAGAUUCCACUGCACUGUUCCUGAAUUACUGAAGGUUCCCUGCCAAUUUUCAGGGCAGCAGGAAGGCCAUCUAGGUUCAGAAACCCAGUACAGUCCUCUCACUAGUUUAAAGCUCAAAACUUCUUCAGACAUUUCUUGUGCAUACCAACUUGCAUUCUUGGUGUGCUACUGGUAAAUAAUUUUUUCAAAAUCAUUUACCCUUAGAAUCCAGCAGCAGAUCAUGCAAGGUUGAGCAAACCAAGUGGGACGGCAUCUCCAGCAACAGUGUCAUCUCAUCAUACCAGCACUAUUUCCACUGUUCCUCACAUGGCUGGGCCUUCUCUCAACUCAGGUACCACAUUUCUUGAGCUUGUUUUGGCUAUUUUUUUCAUAUGGUUUUCAUGCUGCUGAAAUCUUGGUUUAAAUCAUUUUGACUGUGUAUUUGUGAGUGUAAGACUUUCCUCAUUCAUGAAACUCACAAAAAGUUAUAUGAUAGUUGUUUUUUGGUUGUUUUCAGUUGUUGGAAAUGAAAGCCGAAUGGACAGGUACUGUAAGGAACUUGGUCUUUUUGUAAAUUUAGCAGGGAUGGUUAAAUUUCAGCUGUAUUUGCCUGACUGAUUCUUUGUAAAACUAAUCCUGGGCAAGACUGUUUCACAAGUCUGAAGGGUUUUAAUUAGUAGCAGGUUGCCUGUAGCCUACCACCAUCAGUAAGACCUCUGAAUAGCCAUACAGCAGGCUUGUAUGGUUGAGUUUCACUUCAGCCCCCUUUCCAGGCACAGCUUUCUGUUACAACUUUGACAGCUGUUAUGGAUAAAGUUAUUAAAACUCCUGAAGACUCAUAAAUUUUAGAUUAGACAUUGGACAUGUUUCUCUUUUUGCAUGAUAUGUGGUGUGACAGUCACACUGGAGAUUUAAGAUUCUUUUUGUUGACCCAGUAAUGUAGUGUUUUUAUCUUCUUAGGGGAAUUGCUAGGUAUUGUAAAUAUUUAGUUAUUUUUAACUAUAUAUAAAUGUUCAUCAGCUGUAUUUACAAACAAAAAUUUUAAGUCUGUGUAAAGCGCAUUUGAUAAUGCACUUAUUUAAUUUGCACCAUAUAAAUGUUAAUCAUUAUUUUUUUAGAUAUUGCCAUAAGGCUGUCACCUCUAAUCAUCAUUUUCAACCACCAGAACACUCUGGUUUGUUAACUAAAUCCAUAGCACUAGUUAUUUACACAAGAUGUAACACAAACCACGGUUUUACCCAAGCAGUGGGUCUUAUGUAUUCUAUACAAGAGGGUUAUUUUCAUCAAAUAAAUGUCCUUCCACUGCUAGCUUUGGGCCCUCUCAACACUGUUUACAAAAAUAAAUGUUUGGAUAAAAGAUUCAGCUAACUGUAGGAUAGUUUUGACAUGGUUUUGUUAAAGAGCAUUUACUAUUUAUUAUAACAGCAUUUAUUAUUAUCAUUAUUAUUAUUGUUAUUAUUACAAUUUAUAUAUUUAUUUAUUUUUUACUCCAGAGCACAUCAGGCCUUGCCUCAGUUCCCUUACCACCCUAUGGCUAGUAUGGCAGGUCUAUUUUAUCAAGAUGCUAUAUCUGGUGAGUAUUCACUUUGCUCCUUUAAUCAUCUGAUCAAAUUCAAACGCCUCCUUACCAGUUAUAGCUUGUUUGUUUAAAUUUCAUUCUCUUGUCUGUUUGGUUGUGGUGUUUUAGUUUAUGGUAUGGAGUUUGGAACAAAAGCGAAUUAAAACAAUGGGUGAAAUUAAACCACAACAUGAACAUUUGUGAACUAAUUAACAAAAGUAUUCUAACAACAAAAUUUAUCAUAUAGCAGUGCACCCAGGGCUUCAUCCACAGUAUCACCAACCAGCCUUUGGCCCAAUGCCGUCUCUUGCCAGAUCACAGGGUGUGGUCACUUCUGCUGCGGCUGCUGCUGCAGCUGCUGGAGUGAACCCUAUGCAGAUUAUGGAUCAUUCAAGGUUGAUUUUCCAACCAUCUGCAGCACUUGGUGUUGGAGGUGAGUAGUCUAUGUUUUUGAAGACCUUAGGUGGGUAGCCUGUGGGCGCACUUUCUUUUCCACACCGUAUCACUCCUAAAGAUGGCAGCGGUAAAAAAGCACAAAUACAGAAAUAGAGAGCUUGCGGAAGGUAAUUGUGAGAUUUUGGGACAGUUUGAAAUGUUGGCAGUUUUAGAAAGGUUUACACGCUAGACUAGAGGGUGAAGUCUGCCAUCCAACGGCCGUCUCUCUGACAAGUCCUAUUAAGGACGGUGCCUGCUAUUGCUACGGCGCAUACGGGCUGCGCACCACGCCAUGGCCACGCGUGCUCGUGCGUGGGUGGAAAACCCGGUUCCUGCAAUGAUCACGCGAAAGAUCAACCGCGAUAGUAGCGGAAGUGUGAAAUAGCGAGGAAGGUUUGGCUUUACGCGACCCGACCCAAUCCUUCCUCGUUUACGCUGUACUGCUACUAUCGCACCGUCAUCAGGCCUGGUUUUGUGGUAUUUUGACCUUGCAGUUCAGCCUGUGUAAGGAAACUUUUUACGGACUUCUGCACCAACCCAUGAAUUGGAAAUUGGUUUUUGAUCAAAUUUUGUACCUUUUGGGAUAUCUACAGUAAUUUUCACAUUCCCACACAGAUCAAUGAUCUCGUCGGCCAUUGUGGAAAGAAAAAAGGUUUGCAAACAUACUUUUUUCAAAUAAUUUGCGAGGCUGCAUCUCACACAACAACAACAAAUAUCGAGGCCGAGCGAAACAUCAUUCUCCUUGAGGGACCAAGGUUGGCCAAUCCCAGCAUUCAUUUGGAUGCAGUAUCAGCAAAGUUGCGUUUUGAAAAUUGCUCUUAUUAAAAAUCCUUAUUUAUAAUCAUUCAGCUUCAAGUAUAGCGAACUUAACUGGGACAGACACGCCGGCUAGUGCUGGUAUUAUGGACAUCAGUGGUGCAAUUGCUGGUACAUACAGUGUUCCAAUCUUCAAUGUCCCACCGUCAGCCGGAAUCCAGGCCACACAGCUGACAGCUCCAAAUCCCAAUGCGACAUCUCCGCGGCCAAGCAUUCUACGAAAGAGAACUUCAGAAGGGUAGGUGAAAAAAGAGGAGCCACCACUUUGAUGUUUUUUUUUUUUUUGCCAUAGAUCGUUUUGGUGUCAUCUACCAUGUGAUAUCAGUUGUCAAAUGGAGUGUUGUUAGGGAAGGAGACAGAUCUUUCGAUAAACUGAGGGUCGCUUUUGCUGCAAUGUUAUUGGCUGCGCGAUCAGAUUUGUCGCAUUUGUCAAUUGUGAUUGGUUACUUUGACUUCCGCUCAAGUUUUCGGUUGCCGAGAUUAAAUAUAGAGGGCAUUCCGACUGGUUUUUGUUGAACAAAUAGCAAGGAAAUAAUAACGAUUGGUUAGAAAGGAACAACAAGAAAACUGCUUGAAGCGCGAAAAAUCGCGAGUGACCCGAGUGGUUUCAGGUUUUGUUUGUUUCUAAGGGCGGCGAAACUUUUCUAGAGCAAGGGUAGAGCAAAUAAAAGUGGAAAUAAUACCAUCUCAGGUUAAUUUCGAUAAUCGACUGAGAAUUGCUCUCUGAAAUUUUUUUUCAGGGUGCGUAAACCUCCAAGCCAACUGCCGUUUGCCGCUGAGAUGCUGGUAUCAAAUCAGACGGAGGCCGCAGCCAGCCCAAGAUCGGACAGUACACUUUCUGCACCACACUCCACACAGAACUCGCCUAAACCCGCAAGGUAUGCAUCGACAACACUGCAAUAUUUUAUGAGGCCUGCUGGAAACUAAAUUACGCUUUUUAACAUUUUAAUCCUGGAAGUAAUCACAAAGUAAUUUUUUGCAGUUACACUGAGUUGCCGUUACCUGUCUCGUAGGUUUUUAGCGCUGCUGCUUAACAAACAGACCUCAUUUUUUCUUUUCAAGGAAGGUUGAUUGUUGCAUUCACAUUAUCGUGCAUUUCCGGUUGAUCUCCGCAGACGUUUUAUUUAUUUAUUUAUUUUUUAUUUUUUGCUAACAAAGGGAGUUUAAUGUAUAGUUCAUUAUAAUAUGAAAUUUGUUGCCUCAGUGAUUCUGGAAGUCAAUCGAACGAAACUGCAGCCGUAACAACAGCCAGUGUUACAACAACAGAACAGCCAGCUGUCAAUCAAACCGCUCCCGUGUCACCGAGUAAAGUCAAGAGAGAACCGUCCAGCGAGGCGGCACCUACCCCAAGUGUGGCUACCACUGCUGUGUUGAACGGAAACACUCCUGCCGCCCCUGCCACGCCCUUACUCGCAAAUGCUACAACUACGAGCAGCGAGGCGGCUUCACCGAGGAAAAAACCACGAAAGCAAAAUGUGUAAGUAUGCGUAUAACCAAAGGUCAGGGCUCAGUGGUUCAAAGGGAAGACAAUGCUAUCAAACGGCUAAACCGCCAGAUAAGUGUAAAAAAAGCCUACUUUUUUGUUGUAAUUGUUUUAUUAUCAUUUUUGUUUUCUUUUUUGCAACCCAAGAGUGCUUAAACUAUGAAAACCUCAUAUUUGCAGUGUCGCUACGGAAGACAAGUUCGGUAGUAACGUUAACAUGGAACCUGAUUCGCCAACAGAUGAAGACAAGAAACCAAAACAGGAUGAAGGUAAGAACUAUCUCCACAUUAGUGUGCUGUGUCGGCGUAUUUCAGUGAGGAAAGGCAGAGACAUAUCCAAAUCUUCAAAACAGAGCAAAGUUUUGUGGAACACAAUUAAACCCCUACUACCAAAGGGGGGGGGGGGAAAGUGUUCGAUACACAAAAGAAGGAAGGAAGGGUAUGGAUUAGGGAAUUACUCCCCCCUUGUGUCAAUAUAUUUAGUUUUGCACAUUUCUUUGCUUCUCUCAUUCUCAACAGCAGAUGAAGAUUUGAAGUUCAUACUACUAAAGAGGCCAAAAAUCUCCAUCGUUGCGAAUUACAAGAUCAACACAAAAGCUGCUCAUAACCAUUUCCAGCGGUAUUCUGAUGUCAAGGCAAAAGGUCAGUGUAAAUUACCUCACGACUUCUGCGAGUUUUCUUUGCAGCCUUUCUUUGUGAUGUUACGCAACCUGUAAGAAUAAACCAGAGCGGGUUUUUGGUUGUUAAACCAAAAUCGAAGUAAUCACAAUCACAAUUAGAACCAGAGACAAAAAUCACGAGGAGCGAAUCAUAGUUUAGAUUUCAAACAAGCAAACUGCUCGGAAGGCGGGAAAACGCGAGCGACCAAGUGGCGGUUGGAUUUUUCUCGUUAUCUGAUUGGUUGAGAAUGUGGCACGAGUUUUCUGGACCAAUCACAAAAUGUGCUGAAGCAAAACCAUUGUAAUCUUAGAUUACUUUCGACACUCCAUCGAAAAUUGCUUUACAAAGGAAUAAGGAUGGUGAAAGAAACUUAGGCUAAAGGUAACAUUAGUCUGGGUCUGUUUAUUCAUCGUCUGUUUUUUGUUUUUCAGAAGAAAGAAAACCCUCCAUACAAGAAAUUGCCAGUCAGAAGGGGAUUAUACAGAGAGCAAACGGCUGGCGGGUCCAGCACAUCGCUGGACAAAUGGACGAGCUGGUGAGGAAGAAACUGGAGCGAAUCUCACACAUUAACUUAUCCACAGGGUUCUUGUUCCCUGAGUCUUUGGGGCGAGGAGUUGUCCUCAGUGACCUGUCAAACUUUUCAUUCGGCCCUGAAAUAAAUUGCGUCUUUUUUUCAGAUCGCUGCUGAACAGGAAGUGUUGAAAAAGAUGGGAGAGAUCAGAGAAAAGAUUCCUAAGGUGAAACCGGGUCAGAAAACCAAAUUCCAGGACGAUUUAGUGAUGUUAAAUGAGUUACUUCAGGUGAGACAACAUUCCGCUGACAUUAAUGCUCCUAUAAAACAGAUAUUGACAUAUGUCUCGUAUUUUAAAUUUAGCUGAACUCGAUCAAAGCGAUAAAAACGCAAAGAAACAAACUCCCACCAAACUAUAUCGCAUCAGGUUUUUGUCUAGUAGGUUACAGAAAAGCCUUCCUGCUUCCCCAAUAUUUCAGCUUUGCAAACAAGCUACCUAACGCACAGAUAAACUGCAUCUUAAAUGGUCUUUUCUCUUCCUUUUUUUUUUUUUUUUUUUUUUUCUGUCAGGGUAACAUUCAAAGAUCGCAGCUGGUUGUUGAACAGCUUGGAGAUUCGCGAAAAUCUAUGAUCAAGGUGGGAGUUAUUAAGUCUCGGUACCUAGAGAUCUUUUAGUGAGCAAGAGAUCACUACAUUAUAUAAGGAAUCAUCGCAGUCAAUUAUAUUUUCGUCCAAGUUUAUUCAUCGCUUGCAAAUCUCCCGGAAGAUUAAUUUUUGCAUUAAAACGGGCCUUCCUUGGGCUCGUUUGAGGGGAGAAACACCCGGUAGACAAUUCUUUGAAUGAUGAUAAUCGUUUUGAAAAUUGUUAAAAGCAGUGUAUGAUGAUAAUAUUUUUCAUAAUGAUAUUACAAUCGCGAGUAUUUGCUUGAUUCACUAUACCGAUAAUUGUCUCAUAGUCAUUAUACACUGGGAAUUGUGUUACAUUACAGAUGAUAAGUUACUAAUUUCAGGCAAAGCAAGCAAAAUAAUAGAUCACCAUUGUCACUCACUCGAAAAGAAAAAAAAAGGUUUUUUUAUCUCUCCGGUUUUAAAGAAGAAGCCGCUGGGGUGAGCCGUACAGUGCUAAGGAAUCAACUUAAUCAGGAUCUGAAAAGUUUUUAACUUCUCCCUACAAUAUCAAUACAUCAUACGGCAGGCGGGUGUUGAGAAUACACAAGCUUAUCAGCGAGAGGGUGUUAUCUUGAUAGAACACUAGGUUCUCGUAACGUAUUUACAAGGAAAUUUUCAGAAGGUAGAUGGGAGAAUUGUUGAUUACAUCUUAGGGACUAAUGAGUUCGUCCUCGUUUUCCUCAGGUUUUGGAUCACAGGCCGCGUGUAAUGGAUAUAAUUCAAAAACAGAUGAGUAAGCGAAAUCCCAAGAAGAAGAGCCAAUAACUUGAUAGAAGGCCAGGACAUCUUAAGACUGAGGAUAUUUUAAUACACUGUAAAAUUCUCAAGCGAUGGUUUCAUGCCGGGCUGACUGUCAUGAAAUCUCUUCGGAUAUAUAUAUGAAAAAAAAGAGACUUAUUCUCAUUAUUUAACUCGUGGAUCUUCUUAUUUUACUUCUCUUUCAACAUCCAUCCAAGCUUUCUUACGUGGCAGUUCAGUAUGCGCUUUUAAGCGUCAAUGGGAAGGCUUUAUUACAAGCCACUGUUCGUGAAACGAGCCCGCGCUCCUCUCAUCGAAUCUCGAAAAAGAUCGAAGACCGCACUCGAGUAAACGGCGGAAAUUCAGUCAAGCGGAGACGUCGUGAAAAGAUGCGGCCAGGCCGUGAGAGGUGUAGGACAGCAAAUAAUGGUAGAGCCCGAACCUAACGUCCGCUGACUACUUUCGCGCCUCGACGUCUCUAUUCCAACGAACGCUCCGAAAGCUGCUAGCUACACAGGUUAACUCUUUGAAUGUCUAUUUCUUGCGAAGUGGCUAAUGCCAAGAUGGUUACGGAUAGUUAUUUGGUUGGUUACGCAACCUUUCUUUGAAAACUUGCUUGGAUUAUUGUCGUCACGUUUGCACGUGAGCCAGGAAACCUGGGUCGAGAACAGGCGGUUGAGGCUCCUUGGUAAUCUUCCCGGGACAGGAAUCAAAAAGAGAAAAUUUAAAUUGUAAUUUUGAACAGCUGAGUUUGUCGCACUAAUUGAAAAUAAUUCUUAAGAAUCGUAAGAAAGGAAAAAAAAGAAAAGGAAAGCCGUACGCAGCUAGUCACAUCACGAUUCAGAACUUUGUUUGCUUUCUUUUUCUUUUUCUAGAUCAAUAUCAGCAUCUGAGCAACUGCGUACCUUACCAAUCCCUUCCCUAUCCCAACAGCAGUCAACUGAUAACAAGUUAGGGCUAGUGUGGGGUUGGGGGAGGAGGGGGGGGGAGAUAGGUACGCAGUUUCUCACUUUGAUCAAUUUUUCCAGGGAAGUUUUCCUGUAAGUUUUCCAUCCAGUUCUCCCGAUUUGCCCAAAGAUUCCAAAACUAAUGUUGUAUCAAAUCAAGAG
Pocillopora meandrina is the source of this 11580-nucleotide messenger RNA. NCBI's taxonomy places the organism in Eukaryota, Metazoa, Cnidaria, Anthozoa, Scleractinia, Pocilloporidae. The record is from the annotation of a GenBank genome assembly.